AUAAGUGGAACUGAGGACAAUACGUAAGUUGGUUAUUGGGAUCAUACUGACUUGCCAGAAAGAACCGUUAACAUUUGUAUCGGAUAGAAUUGCUGAUAAUAGUCACACACCGAAGUAAUUGAUAAGAACAUUAAUCUUGUGAUCUUGUCAGUAGUCGAUCUUAUAAAUUCAGUCAAUAUCUAAAACCUACAAAUUGUUCUUCGGUGCUUCUUUCGCCAGCUGUGACUGAUCGAUCGGAAACUUACUAUUAGAUCGUUUUUCUCUCGUUCGCGUACUUCUCUCUGCUAUAAUAAUGAAUGACAACAGCGAUGCGUUUACAAUUAAAAAUGUUGUACUCCGUGAUAUCGAGUCGGUUCUGCGUCAAAGGAUCGGGGAUCAUAUGAUCAUCGAGGAUUAUACCAGCAAAUCAUUAUUACCCCCUGGAGAAAAUUACGGAAGUUCGAUUUUUAGCGUCGAUGUUGAAUUGAAGGAUAAAAAUACUGGAAAGAAGGAAGCUCUUCAUCUUAUUGCAAAGAUGUGUCCACCAACGGAAUAUCAGAGAGAAAUUUUCAAUAGUUCUCGUACAUUUAUGAAAGAAAUCUUUAUGUACGAGACUAUUUUACCAGCUUAUAACAAGUUGGAAGUGGAGUGUGGAUUGAGAAAGAACGAGGUGUUCGAGAUUUUGCCAAAAUUUUAUGGAUCUAGAUUGUCUCUACAACCGGAUAAAGAAUUCGAUGACGAUGCUGUUAUCCUUAUGGAGAAUUUGAAAAUUGAGGGUUACUACACAGGCGAUCGAUCUAUAGGUUACGACUUAGAGCACGCAGAGGAAGCAGUCAAGGCUUUGGCUAGAUUUCAUGCUUUAGGAAUAGCUAUGAAAGAGAAAAGACCUGGUAUUUUUGAGGUGUUCAAGAUGUACGCAAGACCUUUACAACAUUCACAGGACAACGCGGAUAAUAUGUUUGCGUUGGUACUCGAUCAAAUAAAGAAUGACCCGGAAACAAGUCCUUAUUACGAGAAAUGUAGGAAAAUUUUAACACAGUUGAAAAUGGAAGAUCUUUGGAUUGACGCUCUUCGAGAACCAUGGACGACCAUCAUUCAUUCUGAUUUCUGGGUGAACAAUGUGAUGUUCCAUUGUAGCGAAAAAGGGAAAAUCGAUGGCGUAAAAUUCGUCGAUUUCCAAAUAUACCUUUACGGAAGUCCUGUGCGUGAUCUGCUGUUUUUCCUUUACUCUAGCGUAAAGAACGAUACAACGGAGGAGCAAAUCGAUGAUCUGUUGGAUCUGUAUUACGAAACUUUCAUAAACACGCUAAGUAAAAUGGGAUGCAAUACGAGUCUGUAUACCAAGGAAGGAUUUCAAGAGAAAUUGGUCGAGGAUGCCGAACGUGAAUUCAUCCAUGUAAGCUGGAUGAUAAAGGUGCUCACAUUGGAUACGAAAGAAAUAGAGAAUUUUGACGUAGAUAAAAUGCAGUCUGUACUUACGGGACAAGCGGGAAAUCAAUUAUUUAAAGACCGACUACGGAAACUCGUGCUCGCCUUUGUUAAACGUAAUUGGAUAUAAAAAAAUUAUUACGAGGGUGGAUCUUUCCAUACCUAUAAAGUGACAUCGUAUAUAUGUACCUACGUAAUCAUAGCAUAUUAUUUUUUAAAUGAUCGUAUCCGAUUUUUCCAUAUAUCACAAUCACAGAUAUAUCACAUCAAUAAGAAUUAUAUUCUCAAUGACUAAUCCAAUCCAUAUCUGUAAUCUGCAACGAAAUAUAAUCAGUUCAAUUAAAUAAAAUUCAAUAAAGUAAAUCAACGAUAUAAUAUCGAGUCUAAAUGACAGGUGACAAUAGGAAAGAAUUUGGUCGAAAAACAGAUAACAUUUAAAGAUAAACUAAAUCAAUGAUAAAGGAUGGACUCAUAAAUAAACAUUUGAUUUUUGGA
Molecule: messenger RNA, 1902 nt
Organism: Bombus impatiens (common eastern bumble bee)
Lineage: Eukaryota; Metazoa; Arthropoda; Insecta; Hymenoptera; Apidae
Exons: 2
Coding region: 293-1537 (414 amino acids)
Source: RefSeq, a predicted model, not a curated record